AUGGCUGAAGCAAAGCGUCAACGUACCGAACCUCAGUAUGAGUUGCUCUAUCACCCUAGCAUCCCUGGUAGAGGCGAAUUUGUUCGCUUAAUGUUCGAGGCCGCGGGUGUCGGCUAUGCCGAUGUUGCCAACGAUAAUCCGCCAGAUGACUCUGGAGCCAAUGGAUAUGGCUUGGUGCAAGCCAUCUCAAACCCCGAGAGCACUGGGGACGAAAAUGGCAAUCCUCCUGCUUUUGCACCACCUGCCCUGCGUGUCCAUGGAGCCGGCAAGAAUGGAAAGGCGCUCGUGAUCCACCAGACGCCCAACAUCCUUUUGUAUCUUGGUGGCCCUCUUAAGCUUGCUGGCUCAGAUGAACCGGAAAAAUACUACGUCAAUCAGCUUACCUUGACCGCACUUGACCUCAACAACGAAACGCAUGACACACAUCAUCCUGUUGCUGUUAUGAAGUACUAUGAAGGUAUGGACCAUGGACAUUUGUGUUGUACAUCCAUUGACAAGGUCCANGAACAAAAGGACGAAGCACUGAAAAAAGCGACUGACUUCCGCGACAAUCGCUUGCCCAAAUUCUUCAGCUACUUUGAACGUGUACUCAAGCACAAUCAGUCCUCAGGAAAAGGCAAACAUCUUGUGGGCGAAUCUUUGACGUACGCAGAUCUUACUUUGUGGCAGGUCAUUGAUGGACUCAACUUCGCCUUCCCAAAGGAGAUGAAUCACAGAAGUUCGGAGUCCCCGUUGCUUUUUGAUCACUUCUACCCAAAUCUAAAGAGCGAACCUUGGAUGAAGAAGUACCUGGACAGCAAGAGAAGAAAGCCAUAUUCCAUNGGGGUCUUCCGACACUAUCCCGAGCUUGAUCGUCAAUGA
This is a messenger RNA of Aureobasidium vineae, 861 nucleotides long. NCBI's taxonomy places the organism in Eukaryota, Fungi, Ascomycota, Dothideomycetes, Dothideales, Saccotheciaceae. The record is from the annotation of a GenBank genome assembly.